This is a messenger RNA of Scedosporium apiospermum, 1326 nucleotides long. RefSeq lists its product as uncharacterized. Gene Ontology annotation, cellular component: fungal-type vacuole membrane. NCBI's taxonomy places the organism in Eukaryota, Fungi, Ascomycota, Sordariomycetes, Microascales, Microascaceae. Gene Ontology annotation, biological process: transmembrane transport. Gene Ontology annotation, molecular function: transmembrane transporter activity. The coding region runs from base 1 to 1326 and encodes 441 amino acids. The record is from RefSeq and is a predicted model, not a curated record. The transcript has 2 exons.
AUGUCGGUGGACGGCGGGGAGAAGAGAGCGGACCGCGAGACAGAGCCAAACGCAUUGUCACCGCCAUCCCAACUUAUUCAAGGUACAGUAGAGGAUGAGUUCCCAGAAAACGGGUGGAGGGCCUGGUCGCAGGUCGUGGCCUCGUUCGCUCUCUACUUCAAUCACUUAGGGCUUCUUAACAGCUUCGGCGUGUUCCAAACAUACUAUGAAACUACUUUACUGUCGGACACAUCGCCCUCGACAAUCUCCUGGAUCGGCUCCGUACAGAUCUUUUGUUUGAUGGCGAUCGGCGUCAUCAUCGGGCCCCUGUACGAUGCAGGUUACUGUCGGACCCUUAUCAUUGUUGGCACUCUCCUGGUCACUGCUGGUUUCAUGCUGACGAGCAUCGGCACUCAAUAUUGGCACCUUUUACUAUCCCAGGGCUUCUGCAUCGGACUUGGCACCUGUUGUCUGUCCAUCCCUUCCAUUGCCAUUGUGCCCAUGUAUUUUAAGAAGCGCAGAGCGCGGGCUAUGGCGAUAGCUACGGUGGGUAGCGGGCUCGGGUCGACACUCUACCCUCUCAUCUUCCAGGAGCUGCUGUCGAAGGUCGGGUUUGGAUGGGCUGUAAGAAUUAUGGGAUUCAUUGCAUUUUCCAUGUGCCUUAUCUCCCUCUGCCUCAUCCGACCACUUAUAGACGCAAAGAAGUCCAAAAUGAGGCAAGCGGGUUUCUCUCUUUGGUGGUUCGUUGACGUCACGGCCUUCCGGGACAAAGAGUUCCUCGUCUACAGCGUCGGCAUCUUCUUCAACAAUCUGUCUUUCUUCCAACCGACGUACUACAUUCAAAGCUACGCCUUAAGUCACGGGAUGCAAGGCACAAACCUGGCCCACUAUCUCCUCGCUAUACUAAACGCCUCCUCGAUCCCGGGUCGUGUGAUGCCCUCGUUCGCCGCAGACAAGUUUGGAGUGCUUGAGACGUUCAUUAUCAUCUGUGCCUUGAGUAGCACGAGUGUCUUUUACUGGAUCAGCGUUACAAAUGUGGCGGGAAACAUCUCAUUCGCCGUCCUAUAUGGUUUUUUCUCUGGAGGCGUCGUAGCCCUCGGAGCAGUGGUCCUCACGGCUAUUACGACGGAUAUGAGCCGUCUUGGCACCCGCCUUGGGAUGGUGUCACUUCUGAAAGGCACCGGAUCUCUGAUUGGCCCGCCCAUAGCCGGUGCCAUUCUCGAUGCCACCGAUAAUUAUCUCGGAGUACAGUUAUUUUCAGCAUUCGGCAUCCUUUUGACGGCUCUCUUUACAGUUGUACUGCAUUUGAUGGUCGUUGCCCGAAAGUCACUCAGCGGCGACGUUUAA